This is a messenger RNA of Melitaea cinxia (Glanville fritillary), 444 nucleotides long. Its product is annotated as translation initiation factor IF-2-like. The transcript has 2 exons. The coding region runs from base 1 to 444 and encodes 147 amino acids. Lineage: Eukaryota; Metazoa; Arthropoda; Insecta; Lepidoptera; Nymphalidae. The record is from RefSeq and is a predicted model, not a curated record.
AUGUCUCGUCUCGGCUCUGCCGGCGGCGAGGCGCAGGCGGCGCCCGAGCUCGACACGUGCAGGUACGUACCCCUCCCCCCGCCCCGCCCCGCCCCGCCCCGAGCAGAGCCCGCACUAACCGCCCGCCCCCGCAGCCGCCUGGCGGACACGCCCGACCUCGUGCUGGACCUGCCGGCGCGCGCCGCCGACGCGGCCGACGCCUUCGCGCUCAACCGCGACACGCUCCGCAGGCGGCCCGCGGCCGGGCGCGCGCCGGAGCCCGGCGGCAGCCCGGUGCCGGCGCGCAACACGCUGCGCGUGGCCGCCAAGUUCGCGGAGCUGACGCUGACGGGCGGCUCGCUGAAGCCGGCGCUGGCCGCCAAGCCGGCGCUGCUGCGGCGCCCCACGCCGCACCCGCGCGCGCCCGCCGCGCCGCCGCCCGCCGCGCCCGACGCGCCGCCCUAG